GAAGACACCCCAAUUUGUGUCACUUAUUUGGCGAAGCGAGACUCAAGCCGCUCUAACAUUCACAUUUCAUGGCUUCUUCUCUCUUUGCGUUUCUUUCUUGGAAUUCUUCGCCUCUCACUCCAAGAUUCUUACAAACCCUAAAUUCUCCGUUCAACUCCCCUUGUUUUGUUUUGAAGCUAAAUCACACAUCUUCACUUAAAUCGAGUACUCAUAUCUCCCCUCUUCAAUCUCGACGUGUACGAAAUAAAACGCUCGUUUUUUCUGCCCAGACUAGUCUCCUGAAAGUUCUUAAAACCGCGUGGAAUAUUGGGAAAGAUGGAAUUGAUGCAGGAACCAACCUAGUACCUGUUUCUGUGCCUAGACCUGUUGCUAGGAUCUCAGUGACAAUUGCAGUAUUGGCGGUUUCGUUGUUUGUUCUCAAGUCGUUUCUCUCUACGGCUUUCUUUGUAUUGGGUACAAUGGGAUUUGCAUAUUUCUUAUUCAUAGCCUUGAACAAAGAUGAAGCUCCUAAACAGGGAAGAGAAGAUAAUAUUUCUAGUUCCAAACCCAUUGAUGAUCCACUUGAAGAAGCAAAGAAUAUUAUGGACAAGUACAAGUAAGCUUAAGAGUUUGUCUCCUAUGACAGAGAUCUCAAAUGUAUUACCGAUAGAACACUUAGGCAAUACUGUAUGUUUUGUUUGAUUUUAAUAUCAACUCGCAAAGGUGUUAGCAGGGGAUUUGUAAAGGUCCGAUUCAUGAACUGUUACCUGCUCAAUCAAAAACAUAUCACGUCUCUGUUCCGGUUUGAAAGAACCGGGUUAUGUUGUGAGGAAAAUGUUGUCGAAUUAGCAAUCAUUGAAAAUUUGCUGCCACCUCUUGCAUUUUA
Eruca vesicaria subsp. sativa (arugula) is the source of this 865-nucleotide messenger RNA. The record is from the annotation of a GenBank genome assembly. NCBI's taxonomy places the organism in Eukaryota, Viridiplantae, Streptophyta, Magnoliopsida, Brassicales, Brassicaceae.